Messenger RNA from Anthostomella pinea, 978 nucleotides. NCBI's taxonomy places the organism in Eukaryota, Fungi, Ascomycota, Sordariomycetes, Xylariales, Xylariaceae. The record is from the annotation of a GenBank genome assembly.
AUGGCCGAUAUCGCUGAUAAGAUCAUUCGAUUCACGAACGUCACUGGUGCUCCGCAAAAGUUCGUCAAGGCCUUGAAACAGAGGUCCCCAGAACUACGGGCUAUCGCCGAGAAAUUCAGGCAGAUCGUCAACCAAAGGCGGAUGCCCAUCGCCAGCUUUUACGAGCUCCACGCCUUCACUGCGAUUCCUUGCAUGAACUUUGUCGUGGUCACGAAAGAUUCCGCGAUCUUGCAUAUACCUAGUGAAAGGUUGUACGGCGCUGAGCGCAACCAUCGUAAUAUCGCGAAAUUCGAGAACACAGACGACGAAGUCUUCCAACAAGUGGUUGACAGUCUCGCGUUCUUCAUGAAGAACGGGACUGUCUCAAGCAACGCUCGUGUCUUCAUUCCUUGGGACACCAUGUUCCUUCGCGCGCGGCUCUGUUCUAAGCGACUUCCUCUUGAAUACUAUAAGCCCGGGAGACUCUAUGAAGGCUGCAAAGCUGCAGACACAUUCUUGGAAUCACUUGAGGCGGAGCGCGAUCGACAAGGGUGGACGAACCGGGACAAUGAUGAAGUGGGGAUCCUCAGAGCCCUGACCGUUGAACAUCACCCCCCGGAGCCGGAAUUGUCACCGAGGGAACGAUGGCAGAAGCGUGCCGACUUCAUCGAUGCAUGGAAGCCGCUGCACCCCAACCACCCUUCGACGUUAGAGAAUUACAUUGUUGGGCUUGGGCUCCGGAUGCGCGGCAAGCUUGCCAAGGACUUCGGGCAAUUCAAGGAAGCUUACUUCGGCUUGAAAGAGUACUGUGAGCUAUAUGCAGAAAGAGGCAGCCGUGAAGAAGGCUGGGCGAUCGGCGACUUCGGGCAGCUGGUGGUCGAGCUCGAGGAAACCGAAGAUGGUAAAGAGAUCUUGGCCGACCUUGCUGCCCAUGGCACCAACUUCGGCGAGAAGGUACCUCUGACCGAGUGUGCACGGGCCUGCGAUCUCUCUUCUUAA